AUAUCACAUAAAAUCAUUACAAAAGUCACAAUGUUCAAAAUUAAAAUCCAAUAGAAAUAAAGACAAAACUAUUUGUUAAACUCCUUCAUCAUCGGUUAUAUACUUUCAUUAGUACUAAAUAAUAGCUUUUGUUUUCAAAUUAAUUGUUCAUAUGGAUGUAAAUGUAUAAACUUUAGAACAUAAGGGGUUUUUAUAUAUAAAAACUAAGCUGUCUGAGUAAAAAAAUAAACAAACACAUUAAGUGAUUUUAUAUGAAAUAAUCCACAAUUAGAUUUUUCUGUAUGAAAGUAUAAUUUAAUAUUUUCUAGAAUCUUAAGUUUCUUCAGGAAUUUAAAUAAUUAAGAAAGACCUCCUAGACAGUAUUAAGUGUUAUAAGGUCAACUGAUAUAUAAACUUCCAUAUUUUUUACUCAUUAAUGCAAACAAUAGUUAAAAAAAAAAUUAUUACACUUCACAAUAAAUACAUACGUACAUACUCAUUGUGACCAAUGGUUAUUUGGUUUUUAUUAAAUCAAGAUAUUAGCAGGAAAAAAUCAAAAAUGAGUCAGCCAAUAAAAGACCUUGAAAAUAUAAUGUGAACUCAAAUUGUAUAGUGAAGCGUGUUGUUUGGUGGUGGCAAACGAUCUCGGUGGGAAUAACUCCUUAAAAAAAUUGAGUAGUUAAUGUGGUGGGCAUAAUGUAUUUUAAAUACAAUAUUUUUCCAAUUUAUAUUUGGAAUAAUUUACGCAUCUCCCCUCUACUAAAACUUAUUACUGUUUAGUGUAUAUAUACCUGUUCCGCUGAUGACCAAUCGCACGAUCAUACGAAUUGACCUAACCUAAUAAUACUCUAGUUUGUGUUCUUAGCGUUGUGUGUAAUUGAUUUUAAAAAAUCGAUUUCAUUAAAACUAACCAAUUCUGAUUAUGCAAGUUUAUUUUUUUUUGUGUUAUAACUAUUGUUGUCUUAUUCAUUUAACUUAUGUUUUCAAAAUUUGUUCUUAAAUAAAAUCCGACAUGCACAAUAUCAGCUGAACAUGCUAUUCCAGAUAUUAUUAAAUUACUAUUUACUUACUAAACUGUACUAAUAAAUGAUUUCUACUUGUUUCUUAAUACGUUCAUCUGAAAUUAAAAUAAAAACUAAUUUAUUUUCUUUGAAAAUUAACAUUUAUUUCUAGCUUAGUUGAUGAUAUCGGUGAAUGAAAUUUAGUGGAUUAACGUAUGAACUACACAAAAUAUCUCAAAAAAACAUCAACGAGUUAUAGGCGAGAAGGGUGUGCAACUUUGAAGAAUUCUUAUUUGUGCAUCAUGGAUGAAGUUAUAUUCCAAAAUAAUAUAUUUACAAUGGUCAAUAGGUUUAAUACUACUAGCAAGGGUCACAUAUUCUGAUUUAAUAUCUAAAGACACUAUCACAAUUCAAAAAACGUCUAAUAAAAAUAUAUUAGACUCAUUGUUUGAUUCAUCUAAGUAUGACAAGACAAUUUUACCAAUAUAUCAAAAGCCUUUAAUAAUCAAUAAUAGUAUUGCAUUGGUCACUCUCAGUUCUCCUGAUGAAACGAGCCUGAAGUAUGAAAUUGAGUUUUUACUCAGCCAAGAGUGGUAUGAUGAAAGACUACAGUUUAACAAUAGAAAUUACACAUUUUUAAAUGGAUACCAUUACCAAAACUUAAUUUGGUUACCAAAAGUUAAUUUUCAUAUGAAUGGUGAUUUUAAACCUUUUCAAAGACCAGCUCAAUACUCUCUUAAUAUAUUUGAAAAUGGACGAGUUGAAUAUACUACAAGACAUCAUUUAUUGUUAAACUGUCAAGGGUUCAUGAACGUGUUUCCAUUUGAUACACCAUUAUGCACUUUUUCAAUGGAAAGUAUAUCAUAUGAGAAUAUAGAUGUGAAAUACCAAUGGGAUAACAAUAAGAAAUACAUGAAAAAAUAUCAUUAUUUUAAAACCGUAAACGCUUAUUUGGAAAGAAAUCGUACAAAUGAAUGUGAUGCAACUGAAAGAUGGAGAGGAAAUUUUAGCUGUUUACAAGUAGAUUUAAUAUUCAGUAGAGACAAAACAUUUUACAUUUCCACGAUAUUUAUCCCAAGUUUCAUUUUAGUAACUUCAUCAUUUAUAACUUUCUUUUUAGAGUGGAAUGCAGUACCAGCCAGAACUAUAAUAGGUGUAACAACAAUGUUGAAUUAUUUUACGACAUCCAACAGUUUUCGACGAACUUUACCGGAUGUUGCUAAUCUAGUAACUAUGAACGUUUGGGAUGGUGUGGGCAUGUUUUUUGUGUACGCAAGUUUUAUAGAAUUCGUUGUUGUAAAUUUCAUUGGAAGAAGGAAACCCAACUUGAAAAAUAAUCGUUCUGAAAAAAAAGAAAAAAACUAUUUAGAAAAUGAAACCACGUCUUCUAAUCUUGAAAAUGAUUUUCUAGUGAAGAAGCCACAAAACGAGCACGAACAAUGCAAAAAAGUUCUAUCAGAUUCCAUUCGUGUAGCAAAAACAAUUGACAAGAUAGCUCAAAUCACAUUUCCUUUAGGAUAUGGAAUAUUUCUAAUAUUUUUUUUUGUUUAUCAUUAUAUUAAUGUUACCUACCAAAGUAUUUCUUUAUAAGACACUCAUAACAUUUAUAAAAUGUGAAAAGUAUUGUUAAUAUAUUUUACUAAACAUCUUUUAAGUUUCAAUUGUAAAAUAAAAUUUAGAACAGUUGCGGAUCUAAGAGGAGUCGUAAGGACACAAUCCAUUAUAUCUAUAUAUAUUUUAUAUUCUAAUAUUGUGUAUAAAAAAUAUUUUCCAGAAGUAUUGUACUAAGUAAUAAUAUAUAUUAAUUACAAAAACGCUCAGUUAAUUCGAUCGUUUUUAUUUAUACUUCUUACACACCCAAAGAAAAACCUCAAUCAAAAUUGAAAGAGAAAUUUUAUCAAGGGUUUAUGAUAAUGUUUUAUUAAUACGAACAAAAUAACUAUUCUUAUAAAUAAUUAUUGUUCAAGACAAGAAAAAAAAAUAUCAUAUUGAUAAAUAUAUCAUUGAUUCAAUAGUAAUGAUAUAUUUAUCAAAUUGAACAAUGAAUUUAUUAUAUAGAUCGAGGUUUUUCUCUGGGUGCACUAAUGAAAAAAGUCAAGCUUAUGUAAUGAAUAAACUAUUUCCAAAAAACAGUAAUUUAAAUGCCCGUUUUCGUUUAACUUGGCUAAGUUAAAUUUACCUACGUUUUUAAAAAAUUUAAAUUGUAUAAUACAUGUCAAUAACGGACAUGUAUAGGUAACAUCUUAAUUAUUGAAAUUACAAAUUAGUUAAAUAACAUCAGAGAAAGUAAUGAUUUUAUUUGUCCUUGCACUUGAACUUCACUUGUGUUUCCCUUUCAGCAAAUAACAUAAAAAAUAGGAGAGUUUAUGUCCAUUAACAUGUGAACGGCGGUGGAAAAUAUUUCUAUGCAUAUAGACGUUAAUGAACAUGCGCAAAAAGUGUCGGUGCAACGCGCAAACUCGUCAUAAAUACGUAUUCAUUUUAUAAACUAAUCGUGUAGUAGUUCGGCGCGCAGUUGAAUUUUUUGCACAACUUACGCAAUACAAGUCCAUAAGUUAAUUUUAACCCUUCCAAAAAAUCAUACAACUAUAUAUAAUUGUAUUAUUAUUGAUUCAAGCUACAUUUCUUGUAUCUUAAAAGAAGUUUGGUAAUUCUGAGUUGAAGCAUUCAACAAAAUGGAAGACGG
Molecule: messenger RNA, 3666 nt
Organism: Daktulosphaira vitifoliae (grape phylloxera)
Lineage: Eukaryota; Metazoa; Arthropoda; Insecta; Hemiptera; Phylloxeridae
Gene: pHCl-1
Product: glutamate-gated chloride channel
Exons: 12
Coding region: 1287-2570 (427 amino acids)
Biological process (GO): signal transduction; chloride transmembrane transport; regulation of membrane potential
Cellular component (GO): membrane; synapse; neuron projection
Molecular function (GO): extracellular ligand-gated monoatomic ion channel activity; chloride channel activity; transmembrane signaling receptor activity
Source: RefSeq, a predicted model, not a curated record